ACCACAUCCUGACUCAGAGUGAUGCCUUCACUGUCUCAUUUGUUCCAGUCAGACACGUCAGAGACGUGAAGCUGCCGUCCUCAUGGCGUCUGGUCCUCAGUUCCUCCUCCUGCUGCUGCUGCUGGGGGGGGGCGGCACGGCCUCCACAGCGGCGGCGUCUCGGUGCGACGUCCACUGCUCCACCGACUACGUCCGGUCCGUCAACUGCUCCUGCUCAGUGACGCUUCCCGUCCGGGUCCACGUCAACUGCAGUGGCGAGGACCAGAACGUGGUCGGCAGCUGCGCCGUGGCUCCGCCCCGGUCCUGGUGCCUGGUGCUGAUGGAGGACCUGGAGGAGGUGGCCUCUGUGGGAACCAAGUGUUGGACAACCGUCAGUGGGCCGGACGGUGAAGCCCUGGAGAAGUCCGACUGGCAGCUGGCGGACUGGGUGAAACCGCCGGCUCCGACUGACGUCCGCGUGACGGACGCAGGACGGUCCGCCAACGUCACCUGGAGCCACGCCGGAGACGACGACUGUCUGGAGUACAACAUCUGCGUCCGAGAGGCCAGCGAGCAGCGAGAGCCUCCAGCUCGCUGCUUCCAGCAGCAGCAGCAGCGCCUCCUGCUGGACGGCGGCCUCCUGCAGCUGCGUCCGGGCGCCGCCCUGCUGGUCCGGGUCCAGGCCCGGUUCUGUGAGACCCACUUCGUGACGGGUCCGUGGAGCGAGUGGAGCCCGGCGGCGGCGUGGAGCCCGGCGGGGGAGCGAGGCCCGGCGGGGGAGCGGGCGCCGGCGGCGGCCUGGUGCUUCGUCUCGCUGCCCGUCGUCGUCCUCGCACUCUUCCUGCUGGCGUUCUUCCAAAAACCGUUUUUGCAGAAGAAACUGGAACUCGUCACCUUCGUCCCGAAGCCGGAUCACUUCUUCAAACCGCUGUACCAGAACUACCGAGGGAACUUCAAGGACUGGGUCAAGCCUGUCUUCAGCGAGGUGGAUUACUUCCGUCCGGCGCUGGACGAGCCGCUGAGGGGGAGGCGGCCCGACGUCCUGCUCUGGAGCUGCGAGGAGGUGCUCGAACCGGUGGCCCCGCAGGACCGGGAGGGGGCCGGACCAGAGGGGACCGGCCUGUCCAUCCACACCGUGACCCUGUCCGGAGAGGACUUCCAGGAGGACGGGUCCCUGAGGAGCUUCUCCGAGGGGGAGGAGCCCCGAGGAGGCGCCAGAGAGCAGGCGCCGGAGGAGCAGGAGGAGGAGGAGGACUUCCCCUUUCGGCUGGACGAGGCGGAGCGGGCGUCGCUGGACUCCUUCGCCUCCGGGUCCCGGCGCUCGGAGGACGGAUACCCCCACGUGGACCUGGACACCAUCGACAGCGGCUUCGGGGAGUGCAGCAGCCCAGACGCCGUCCGGGCGGAGCAGGGCGGGGUGUUCGGCGGGUGCAGCGGCCCGGACGCCGGCCGGGCGGAGCCGGGCCGGGUGGAGCCGGGCCGGACGGAGCCGGGCCGGGUGGAGCCGGGCCGGACGGAGCCGGGCCGGGCGGAGCCGGGCCGGACGGAGCCGGGCCGGGUGGUGUUCUGCGGGCAGCAGCAGUCCAACUACGUCAAGCAGUGGAUGAUCGGCAGCGUGGUUCCGGAGGACCGCGGCGAAUCGGACGAUGGACUCCAGGAGACGCAGACCCUCACAGACCCAGGCUGCUGACCAUGGAACCGGUUUGAACCGGAUUGGUUUAGUCCAGUCAGCGGCUGUGUGUCCUUCCAGGAGCGUCUUACAAACAAUGUCAACAACCAAUGAAACCUGGUCCAAUGACUUCAGAAACCAUCAACAGGUGACAGGACCAGGACCAGGACCAGGACCAAGUCCAGGACCAAGUCCAGGACCAGGACUAGGAACAUGAACAGAUCUGAACAAGGAACUUUUCUUCACUGUGGAAGCAUUGUGCGCCAUAUUGCCAUGGAGACAUGAUGCUCUGCGUGUUGCCAUGGAGACACCAUGCUUUGCUUGUUGCCAUGGCGACAUGAUGCUGUGUCUGUCACCAUGGAGAAACAAUGCUGUGUAUGUCGCCAUGGAGACACGAUGCUCUGCAGGUUGCCAUGGAGACACGAUGCUGUGCGUGUUGCCAUGGAGACAUGAUGCUGUGCGUGUUGCCAUGGAGACACGAUGCCGUGCAUGUUGCCAUGGAGACACGAUGCUGUGCAUGUUGCCAUGGAGACACGAUGCCGUGCGUGUUGCCAUGGAGACACGAUGCUGUGCGUGUUGCCAUGGAGACAUGAUGCUGUGCAUGUUGCCAUGGAGACACGAUGCCGUGCAUGUUGCCAUGGAGACACGAUGCUGUGCGUGUUGCCAUGGAGAGAAGAUGCUCUGCACUUUGCCAUGGAGACAUGAUGCUGUGCGUGUUGCCAUGGAGACAUGAUGCUGUGUGCGUCAUCAUCCUCUGCCAUGCUGCAGCUCUGUUCUUUCAGCUUUCGUCAUGUUUUCCACUCUUCCUCCAGCAGUCAGAGAAUCCAUGCUAACUCGCUAACUCGUGCUAAUCAUGAAGAUAAACUGUAAAUAAUGUUUUAGGUGAUUCUGUUCUGUAAUGUCGAAAAACUGAAGCACUCAGUUAUGAAAUGUUAAAAAUCUUCGAUGUAUCAAAUUUAGAAACAUUCUACUUCGAAACAAUGAGAACAGCGAGAACACUGACAGCGUACCUCAGUUGGUCUGUUUUGCACUUUCUGACCAGGAGAAACUUUUCUCUGUUUUACAUCCUGAAAAUGUGAUUUUUUUAACAUGUCCUGUGGAGAGUUCGUGCUGCGGGUCCGUCCAGAUGUUUGCACCAUGCGGGGUUUCAGUGUCGGGUCUGACCGCAGCGUUUCUGGAUGUUUCUUGCUGUUGGUGCAUCUUUGUUAAGAAAUUCUCAUGUUCUUCUUCUGCAUUAAAAGAACAAAGAACC
Messenger RNA from Salarias fasciatus (jewelled blenny), 2900 nucleotides. It is a transcript of the gene il21r.1, whose product is annotated as interleukin 21 receptor, tandem duplicate 1. The transcript has 8 exons. Bases 83 to 1669 code for a protein of 528 amino acids. Gene Ontology annotation, cellular component: external side of plasma membrane. Gene Ontology annotation, biological process: cytokine-mediated signaling pathway. The record is from RefSeq and is a predicted model, not a curated record. Gene Ontology annotation, molecular function: cytokine receptor activity; protein binding. NCBI's taxonomy places the organism in Eukaryota, Metazoa, Chordata, Actinopteri, Blenniiformes, Blenniidae.